GCCGCCACGGCCGCGGCUCAGCCGAGCUUCCCGGAUCUGAGCCCAGACGGCGGCGGCUGGGGCAGCCUGGGCGCCGCGACCCUCUGCGGCCACAGGGGGACGGGGAGGAGGAGGAAGAGGCGGAGGCAGCGGCGGCAGCCGCGAGGAGGAGGAGGAGGGUUCGAUCGUCUGUUCCGACGCAGACAUGGUGGACUGAUCCCCGGCGGGGCCGAGAACAAGGUUUCCUGAGGCGCCCCCCGCGCGUGGCCCCGCCGCGCCCUGCACCCCGCAGCCCCUCGCCGGCACACGGGUCCGGUGCGGCGGCCGGGCCGGGCAGUAGCCUUCCCGCCGCGUCCCGCGCCCGGUCCCUAUGGAGGCGCCGCUCGCCGGCGAGGCCGCCGACCAUGCCUAGGAGGGCCGGGAGCGGGCAGCUGCCGCUACCCCGGGGCUGGGAGGAGGCCAGGGACUACGACGGCAAGGUUUUCUACAUCGACCACAACACCCGGAGGACCAGCUGGAUCGACCCCCGGGACAGGUUAACGAAGCCCUUGUCAUUUGCUGAUUGUGUUGGCGAUGAGCUUCCGUGGGGAUGGGAAGCCGGUUUUGACCCUCAGAUUGGUGUCUACUACAUCGAUCACAUAAACAAAACCACACAGAUUGAAGAUCCAAGAAAACAAUGGAGGGGGGAGCAGGAGAAAAUGCUCAAGGACUAUCUGUCAGUGGCCCAGGAGGCUCUCAGAACGCAGAAGGAGCUGUACCAUGUGAAAGAGCAAAGACUGGCGCUGGCCCUGGACGAAUACGUCCGCUUGAAUGAUGCCUACAAGGAAAAGUCGAGCUCUCGUACCAGCUUAUUCUCAGGAUCUUCAUCCAGUACUAAAUAUGACCCUGAUAUUUUAAAAGCUGAGAUCUCCACUACGCGAUUAAGGGUUAAAAAGCUGAAGCGAGAGCUCUCACAGAUGAAGCAAGAAUUGCUCUAUAAAGAACAAGGCUUUGCAACCUUGAAACAAAUUGAUAAAAAAAUGUCUGGAGGCCAGAGUGGCUAUGAACUUAGUGAAGCCAAAGCCAUUCUAACUGAGCUGAAAUCCAUCAGAAAGGCUAUUAGCUCAGGAGAAAAAGAAAAACAGGAUCUGAUGCAGAGCCUUGCUAAGCUGCAGGAGCGGUUUCAUUUGGACCAGAGCACUGGCACAUCUGAGCCAGACUUGAGAUCCAGUCCUGUGAACUCCCAUUUAUCUCUCUCUAGACAGACCCUGGAUGCUGGGUCACAGACAAGCAUUUCCGGAGAUAUCGGAGUGAGAAGCAGAUCAAAUUUAGCUGAAAAGGUCAGGCUGAGCCUCCAGUACGAAGAAGCCAAAAGAAGUAUGGCCAAUUUGAAGAUUGAACUGUCGAAACUGGACAGUGAGGCCUGGCCCGGGGCGCUGGACAUUGAGAAGGAGAAGCUGAUGCUGAUCAAUGAAAAAGAAGAACUUCUGAAGGAGCUUCAGUUCGUCACUCCACAGAGGCGCACGCAAGAUGAGUUGGAGAGCCUGGAUGCCGAGAGGCAGCGGCUAGAGGAGGAGCUGCUGUCAGUGCGGGGGGCGCCCAGCAGGGCCCUGGCCGAGAGAUUGAAAUUGGAAGAGAGAAGAAAAGAACUGCUACAGAAACUUGAAGAAACUACUAAGUUAACUACAUAUUUGCAUUCACAACUUAAAAACCUCUCGGCCAGUACCCUGUCCAUGUCUUCCGGGAGCAGCCUGGGCUCCCUGGCCUCCAGCCGAGGGUCUCUGAACACGUCCAGCAGAGGGUCGCUCAAUUCCCUCAGUUCCAGCGAGCUCUACUACACGGGUCAGGGUGACCAGCUAGACGUGGAUUAUCAGUACAAACUGGACUUCCUCCUGCAGGAGAAAGGUGGUUACAUCCCCUCCGGACCUAUCACCACCAUCCACGAACACGAAGUGGUCAAGUCCCCCAGCCAGCCCGGCCAGAGCGGGCCCUGCGGGGCAGUGGCCGCAGCCACAGGCCACGCUCCCCCCGUGAGCGAGGCCCCCAAGUCCGUGGCGUCCCUGUCCUCCAGGUCCUCCCUGUCGUCCUUGUCCCCUCCCGGUUCGCCCCUGGUCUUGGAAGGCACGUUCCCCAUGUCUUCCCACGACGUCCCUCUACAUCAGUUCGCCGCAGACUUUGAGGACUGUGAAUUGAGCAGCCGUUUCGCAGACCUGGGCCUGGGAGAGAAUCAGCUUUUGCUGGACUCCGACUCGGGGGGAGUGCCCCAGUCUCUCUCAGAGGAGAAGAGCCUCGCCGAAUGUGCUCGGGAGCCACUGUUUGAAGGGCCUGCAGACAUGGAAAAAUCAUUACCCAAAAGAAGAGGAAUCCACCUGCUUGGGGAGAAAACCACCUGCGUGUCAGCCGCCGUGUCGGAUGAGUCUGUGGCUGGAGACAGCGGGGUCUACGAGGCUUUCGUGAAACAGCCCAGCGAAGUCGAAGACGUUCCGUUCGGUGAAGAGGAUGUGGCCAUCGUGGAGACGGCCCAGGUGCAGAUUGGACUCAGAUACGAUGCAAAAAGUUCAAGUUUCUUGGUGAUUAUAGCACAACUCCGAAAUCUUCAUGUCUUCCUGAUACCUCACACUUCCAAAGUAUAUUUUAGGGUUGCUCUACUUCCCUCCUCAACUGAUGUCAGCUGUCUAUUUCGAACGAAAGUCCAUCCAGCCAUGGAGUCCAUGUUGUUCAAUGACCCAUUCAGAGUGGCCAUCUCCCAGACAGCCCUGCAGCAGAAGACUCUGAGAGUGGACCUGUGCUCUGUCAGUAGACACCGAAGGGAGGAGUGCCUGGCUGGAACUCAGAUCAGCCUGGCAGAUUUACCUUUUUCCAACGAGAUUUUCACUCUGUGGUAUAACUUGCUUCCUUCAAAGCAAAUGCCCUGCAAAAAGAAUGAAGAAGAAACCGAGGAUUCUGUAUUUCAACCAAGCAAGCCAUUAGUCGAUUCUAUAGACUUGGAUGCAGUGUCAGCCUUACUCGCAAGAACAUCAGCUGAGCUAUUGGCUGUGGAAAAAGAAUUAGCACAAGAAGAAGACCCAGGGCAAGAAGAAGAGCAAAGAGGUCCAGAUGGAGAUUGGUUAACCAUGCUAAGAGAGGCCUCUGAUGAAAUUGCGGCUGAGGAAGGGGCUGAAGAUAAGUUGGCUGAGGGCAAUCACUGUGCAGAAGACUUAAGCUCAUGCCUGAGUGUGCCGGAAGUGAAUGAGGACAUGAGUAGGAAAAGCAACAGCUGUGCCAAUGACCUUGGGAGUCAGCCUCCCUCUGGAGUACCUGCCCUGGUUGAUAAAGAGACAAACACGGACGAGGCAGGCAGUGCCAGUGUGGCAGUUCGCCCCAAAGACCGCAGCGGUCUGAGCGCCCGACAGCGUCCCUUCGUGAGGAGCAGCGUGAUUGUUCGCUCGCAGACCUUCUCCCCUGGGGAGCGGAGCCAGUACGUCUGCAGGUUAAAUCGAAGUGACAGUGACAGUUCCACCCUGGCUAAGAAAUCACUGUUCGUAAGAAAUUCCACCGAACGGCGAAGUUUGAGAGUGAAAAGGACAGUGUGCCAGCCGGUCCUCAGAAGGGCAGCGCCAGAAUGCCCAGUGCGAACCUCCCUGGACUUGGAGCUGGACCUCCAGGCCUCUCUGACCCGGCAGAGCCGCCUCAAUGACGAGCUGCAGGCCCUGCGGGGCUUGAGGCAGAAGCUCGAGGCCCUGAAGGCCCAGGGCGAGACCGACCUUCCGCCAGGCGUGCUGGAGGACGAGGGAUUCCAGAAGCUGCUGAGGCAGGCCGAGAAGCAGGCUGAACAGUCAAAAGAAGAGCAGAAGCAGGAUUUGAAUGCAGAGAAGUUGAUGAGGCAGGUCUCCAAGGACGUGUGUCGGCUCCGUGAGCAGAGCCGGAAGGUGCCCCGGCAGGUUCAGUCCUUCAGGGAAAAGAUCGCCUACUUCACCAGAGCGAAGAUAAGCAUCCCGUCCCUGCCGGCUGAUGACGUGUGAUUACAGCACCGACGAAGUCCUUUCUUUACCACUGCAUUUCUUAGCAAGGGCAAAAGACUGAACAUUUGUCUUGUUUGGGGUUUUGGGGUGUUUUUUUUUUUUUGUAAUAUAUCUAUCAACUCUUAAAGAGCUU
Molecule: messenger RNA, 4092 nt
Organism: Phacochoerus africanus (Common warthog)
Lineage: Eukaryota; Metazoa; Chordata; Mammalia; Artiodactyla; Suidae
Gene: WWC2
Product: WW and C2 domain containing 2
Exons: 23
Coding region: 384-3959 (1191 amino acids)
Biological process (GO): cell migration; regulation of hippo signaling; negative regulation of organ growth
Cellular component (GO): cytoplasm
Molecular function (GO): kinase binding; molecular adaptor activity
Source: RefSeq, a predicted model, not a curated record